AUGCAUCUUGUUCCAAAGGAGCUCGAUAAACUCGCAAUCUCGCAACUGGGAUCCUUGGCCCAGCGGCGCCUUGCACGUGGCGUGAGACUCAAUCACGCAGAAGCUGUGGCGCUGAUCUCCUCGAAUCUGCACGAGUUGAUUCGCGAUGGGCAAUACUCCGUGGCCGAUUUGAUGUCUAUCGGCAAAACCAUGCUUGGUCGCCGCCACGUUCUGCCAUCCGUUGUUUCUACAUUGGUAGAACUGCAGGUGGAAGGCACUUUUACCACUGGUAGCUAUCUCGUAACAGUACAUCAUCCAAUUAGCUCCGAAGAUGGAGACCUUGAAAGGGCGCUUUAUGGGAGCUUCCUACCGAUACCCCCAGCGGAUACAUUCCCGGAUCCGAACCCGGAAGACUACCUACCGGAGAAGGUGCCCGGGGCGGUCAUCCCCGUGAAAAACGAGCGGAUCGCCUUGAAUGAUGGAAGAAAGAGAAUCAAGCUUAAAGUGACGAGUAAGGGUGAUCGACCGAUUCAGGUUGGCUCGCACUACCAUUUCAUUGAAACCAACCCACAGUUGUACUUUGAUCGUAUUCGAGCCUAUGGAUAUCGCCUCGACAUUCCUGCUGGUACCUCGGUGAGAUUCGAGCCUGGUGACACCAAGACGGUUACCCUCGUCGAGAUCGCAGGCAACAAAGUCAUUCAUGGGGGUAAUUUCCUCGCUUCAGGGAAGGUUGAUCUGAGUCGAGUAGAUGAAAUCAUGCAACGCCUGCAGGUCGAAGGGUUUGCCCAUGUUCCCGAACCAACAGCGGAUAGUGCACUCGUUGCCCCCUUCACGAUGGAUCGAGAGGCUUAUGCUCGAUUGUUUGGCCCCACUACCGGAGACCUCGUUCGUCUGGGAUUGACUAACCUUUGGGUCCGGGUUGAGAAGGAUCACACAUCCUACGGCGAUGAAUGCACGUUUGGCGGUGGAAAGACUAUUCGAGAGGGAAUGGGCCAAGCCUCUGCAAGAUCUUCGAAGGACUGCCUGGAUACCGUCAUCACGAAUGCACUUAUUAUCGACUGGACUGGAAUCUACAAAGCAGAUAUUGGUAUCAGGAAUGGCGUCAUUGUCGGCAUUGGCAAAUCUGGAAACCCAGACAUAAUGGAUGGUGUUCACCCAGAGAUGGUUAUUGGCUCCUCUACGGAUGUCAUUGCGGGAGAGAACAAGAUUGUUACUGCCGGAGGCUUCGAUACGCACAUCCACUUCAUCUGUCCUCAGCAGACAGAUGAGGCGCUCGCAUCUGGAAUUACUACAUUCCUUGGGGGAGGAACAGGUCCAUCAACCGGCACCAAUGCGACCACCUGCACUCCAGGGCCGACUCAUAUGCGCCAGAUGAUCCAGGCAUGUGACCAUAUCCCCAUGAAUAUCGCUAUAACUGGAAAAGGAAACGACAGCGGCGGCUUGAGUAUCGAGGAGCAGAUUAUUGCUGGAGCUGCUGGUCUGAAACUCCACGAAGAUUGGGGCUCGACACCUGCUGCAAUCGAUACCUGCCUUGAUAUGUGCGAGAAAUACGAUGUACAGUGUAUGAUCCAUACCGACACGCUCAAUGAAUCCGGGUUUGUCGAACAAACUAUCAAGGCCUUCAAGAAUCGCACGAUCCACACCUAUCAUACGGAAGGAGCUGGUGGUGGUCAUGCUCCGGAUAUCAUCUCGGUUGUGGAACAUCCCAACGUGCUUCCAUCCAGUACGAACCCAACUCGUCCAUUCACGAUGAACACCCUCGAUGAGCACCUGGAUAUGUUGAUGGUUUGUCACCAUCUAUCUAAAAAUAUCGCUGAGGAUGUGGCUUUUGCUGAAAGUCGUAUCCGUGCGGAAACGAUCGCUGCUGAGGAUGUACUCCACGAUCUUGGGGCGAUCAGUAUGAUGUCGUCUGAUUCCCAAGCUAUGGGGCGCUGUGGAGAAGUGAUCCUGAGAACAUGGAACACUGCACACAAGAACAAGGAGCAGCGUGGUACACUACCAGAGGAUGAAGGAACAGACGCAGACAACUUCCGUGUUAAGAGGUAUAUUAGCAAAUAUACCAUCAACCCAGCCAUCGCACAAGGCAUGUCCCACUUGAUCGGAAGCGUUGAAGUCGGCAAGCUUGCGGAUUUGGUUAUCUGGAGCCCAAGCUCCUUCGGUACAAAGCCUAACCAGAUUCUAAAGAGCGGCAUGAUCGUAGCCUCUAUGAUGGGCGACCCUAACGGAUCAAUUCCUACCAUUCAGCCAGUAACCAUGCGGCCACAAUUCGGCGCCCAAGUCCCCAGUCUGUCCGUCAUGUUCGUUUCCCAAGCUUCCAUCGACGCCGGAGUCGUACAGACAUACGACCUCAAGAAACGCGUCGAAGCUGUCAAAAAUUGCCGCAGCAUCGGAAAGGCCGAUAUGAAGUUCAACAACAUCAUGCCUAAAAUGAAGGUCGAUCCGGAAAGCUACCGAGUCGAAGCAGAUGGCGCCCUCUGUGCAGCCGAGCCGGCAGAUGCACUCCCUCUCACCCAAAAUUACUAUGUUUACUAGUCCCUUGUCUAUGACGUAGUCCGACCUAUCCCCCUUUCUUCUUCUUCUUCUUCUUCUUCUUCUUCUUCCUCCUCUGUGCUUCUUGGAAUAUUCCGAGUUUGCAUGUCUGCUGCUGCCCCUUUUGCGACAGUCGGAAAAAGCAAUACAGGUUAAUACUAUCCUUAUCCAAGGGCAUCUUAAAGCGUGACAAAAUAAAU
Molecule: messenger RNA, 2708 nt
Organism: Aspergillus ochraceoroseus IBT 24754
Lineage: Eukaryota; Fungi; Ascomycota; Eurotiomycetes; Eurotiales; Aspergillaceae
Product: urease Ure
Exons: 6
Coding region: 1-2511 (836 amino acids)
Biological process (GO): urea catabolic process
Cellular component (GO): urease complex
Molecular function (GO): nickel cation binding; urease activity
Source: RefSeq, a predicted model, not a curated record